GUUGGUUAGCUGUGUGUUGUGGGUGCGUACAAACUCAGCACAGCCAAAGGUUUGGAUAAUAUUAAGUAGCGGUAGUUAUCAUCGAAUUGUAAUCAUGUAGGGCGUUUCCGCAACGACAAGGUGCAUAGCAGCAACUAAUUAAUUGUUGUUGCAGUUUGGUGCUAGCCACCCACCCGUUUAUUUUGAAAGAGGUGUGCGCGAGAUAUGUGUGCUGUGGUGGUGCAAGAUGAGCAGCCCUCCGCACUCUCCAGAUGGGACCGACGACGACUACACUGUUCAGCAAGAAAAUGAACUUGAAGCCCUUGCAGCGAUCUUCGGAGACGACUUUGAGGACCUCCGAACGAAGAAACCAUGGAAGAUCAAAAGACCGGCAGAGGUUUACCUAAACCUGCGACCGAAGGGUUUGGGCAAUGGACAGAAGAGUUACGUGAGUGUGGAUCUGCAGGUCAAAUGUCCACCUACGUAUCCCGAUGUGCCUCCGCAGCUUGAGCUUAAGAACGCCAAGGGCCUGUCCAACGACAACCUCCAGAGCCUGCAGGAAGAGCUGACCAAGUUGGCCUCCGACAGAUGUGGAGAGGUGAUGAUCUACGAGCUGGCGGACCACGUGCAGGGCUUCCUGGUGGAGCUAAACGUGCCUCCUCCGAGCUCCUUCCACGAGGAAAUGCUGAAGAACCAGCGGCGGCAGCAGGAGCUGCUGGCCCUGGAGCAGCAGGAGAAGAGGAACCAGCAGCGGCGACAGGAGGAGCAGAUGCAAAAUGAACUCCUUGCUGAAAUCCAAAGACGGGAUCAGGAGAGGAAAGAGGAGAAGAGGAAAAAUAAACAGGAGAGGCUGGAGAGUGAGGUUAUGCCCCCGAUGGAGAGUUCUAUGUCAGUGGGUUCCAGUUCCCCUGCUCCCCCUGCAGAACCCACGGAACCCAAACGAGUGCCUGGCAACCGUCGCCGCACCACCUCCACAACUCGCCACAGGAGGGAAACCUCUGGUGAUGAGAGCCCUCGUCCUGAGGUGCUGCACUUCUGCAACAGCACCAUAGGAGAGGUGGUCGUGCACAAGGGCAAAUGUAUAGGAGAGAACGAGCGGCUGGGCCGCAGCGUGUACUACGCCUUCGAGGCCACCACGGGGGACUUUGCCGUGGUGUACGAGUGGACGCUGCGCUGGAGCCAGAAGAUGGGCAAGUUCCUCACCAGCCAGGAGCGAGAGAAGAUCGAGAAGUGCAAAAAACAGAUCCAGGGUGCCGAGAGCGAGCUGAACUCCCUGCUGAAACUGGAGCACCCCAACCUGGUGCAGUACCGUGCGCUGAGCUGCAGCGAGCGCGAGGACAGCCUGGUGGUGGACCUGCUGGUGGAGCACGUGCCCGGCGCCACCAGCCUGGCGUCGCCCCUCGCCGCGGGAACGCCGGUACCCGUCGACGCCCUCCGCCACCACGCCGCGCAGCUGGUGUCUGCGCUCGACUUCCUGCACACCAACUCGGUGGUGCACAAGCAGCUGGGCGCGAGCAGCGUGCUGUUGGAUGCCAGGGGGGACGUGCGGCUGGCCGACUACAGCCUGGCGAAGAGGCUGGCGGACGUGUGCCGCGAGGACGUCUUUGAGCAGGCGCGGGUGCGCUUCAGCGAGGAGGCGGUGCCCCCUAGCCGACCGGGCAAGAAGGGCGACGUGUGGAGCCUGGGCAUCAUGCUGCUGGCACUGCAACAGGGCAAGGAGAUUAAGGAGUACCCGCCCACGCUGCCCAGCGGCCUCAACACCGACCUGCAGGACUUCCUGCGCAAGUGUUUGAAUCCCAAUGAUGCUGACCGAUGGACAGCUCAUCAGCUCCUGGAUCAUCCGUUCCUUCGCUGCCCCUCCCCCAAAACCACACCGCCGUCCCAGGAAGCCAGCCCAGAGGACCUAGGCGAUGACUUUGCCUCCACGGUGGUUCCCCGUAGCCACCUCCUGAGCGCCCCCUUCAGUCCGCACGUGCAAAAGCAGUUCUCCAGAUACUACAAUGAGUUUGAGGAGCUGCAGCUGCUGGGGAAGGGUGCCUUUGGGGCAGUCAUCAAGGUGCAGAACAACUUGGACGGUUGCUACUACGCGGUGAAGCGUAUCCAGGUGAACCCCAUGAGCCGCCAGUUCCGCCGCAUCAAAGGGGAGGUGACGCUGUUGUCGCGACUCAACCAUGAGAACAUUGUGCGUUACUACAAUGCCUGGAUCGAGCGGCACGAGACCCCCGCCACCUGCGUCCUGACCAGCAGCGAGAGCUCUGCCGCCCAGAGCACCCCAGAGAGGGGAGGAGGAGGAGGAGGAGGAGGAGAAAGAGGAGGGGGUGUUGGUGUUGGUGGAGGAGCGGCACACACAGGACCACCACGGACGCCCAGUGGCAGGGUGGCAGCGGCGGGUCCUCGUCUGAACGAGCUUGGCCUUCCUGAGCUGGACGUGGAGGAUGUGGCGCCCCCCGCUGCCCUGGCCAGCUCAGUGGAGUGGAGCACCUCCAUAGAGAGAUCCUCUAGUGCACGCUGCAGUGCCCCGGACACCAGCAGCAGCGGAGACGAUGAAGAGGAGGAGGAGGAGGCUGACGUCUUCGGACCUUCAUUCCUAACGUCUGAUGGUGACUCAGAGAGUGACAUCAUCUUUGAGAAUGGGGACGACAGUGAGAGCAACUAUACUCCAGAGGAGCCGAGCAAGAGGGCAGGUACAGUGGACACAGCGGAGAGCUCAGACGCAGAGAAGACCCCUCUCAUAGCCCACUACCUUUACAUACAGAUGGAGUACUGUGAGAAGAGCACUCUGAGGGACACCAUCGACCAGGCUCUGCACCUGGACAACAGCCGCCUGUGGAGGCUCUUCAGGGAGAUUCUGGAUGGCCUGGCCUACAUCCACCAACAGGGAAUGAUCCAUCGGGACCUGAAGCCAGUGAAUAUUUUUCUUGACUCCCAGGAUCAUGUGAAGAUUGGGGACUUCGGCUUGGCUACGGAUCAUCCGGCCAAUGUGGCUGCCGGGAAGCUGGAGGUGGAAGAGGGGAGCUCUGGGCCGGUGCUGAAGCCGGACCCUACAGGUAACAUGACAGGAAUGGUUGGCACUGCCUUAUACGUCAGCCCAGAGGUACAGGGAAACACCAAAGCCACGUACAACCAGAAAGUGGAUCUGUUCAGUCUGGGGAUUAUCCUGUUUGAGAUGUCAUACAGGCCCAUGACCACAGCCUCAGAGCGGAUAUCAGUCUUGAGCAAGCUGAGAACGGAGCCUGUCGAGUAUCCUGAUGACUUUGUUCAAUAUGAAAGUGGAACUCAGCAGAGUGCUGUCAUCAGCUGGUUGCUGAAGCACGACCCGGCGCUGCGUCCCACAGCCCAGGAGCUGUUGCGGAGCGAGCUGAUGCCGCCGCCUCAGCUGGAGGAGUCGGAGCUCCACGAGGUGCUGCAGCACACCAUGGCCAACGUCAGCGGCAAGGCCUACCGCACCAUGGUGGGACAGCUCUUCGCACAGACCAUCUCGCUAGUCAUGGACUACACCUACGACAUCGACAUACACAAGGGCAGUUUUAAUUUCAGCAACGCCAAACUACAACAGUAUGUGUACGAAACAAUCACCCGGAUCUUCAGAAAGCACGGUGCCGUGCGUCUGCAGACGCCCCUGCUGUUGCCUAGGAACCGGUCGGUAUACGAGGGCUGUGAGCUGGCCUGCUUCAUGGACCACAGCGGCAUGCUGGUCACGCUGCCCUACGACCUCAGGGUGGCCUUUGCAAGAUACAUAGCCCGCAACAACGUCUCCCAUGUGAAAAGGUACAGCAUCGAGCGCGUGUUUCGUCCCCGUAAGCUGGACCGCUCGCACCCCCGGGAGAUGCUGGAGUGUGCCUUCGACAUCGUCACCCCUGUCACCAACACCCUGCUGCCCGACGCCGAGACCAUCUACGUCAUCUCCGAGAUCAUCCACGAGUUCAGUGCCUUGCAGGAGAGGAACUACACUGUCUAUGUGAACCACACCAGCCUGUUCCGAGCCAUCCUGCUGCACAGCGGGGUACCAGAGGACAAACUCAUGCAGGCCGCCAACAUCCUCUGUGACGCCAUGAGUGAGAAAUUGACAAAGCGGGAGGUGGAGGCCAAGUUCUUUAACUUAUCCCUGUCCAACAACAGCCUUCAGACGCUGUACAAGUUCAUAGAGCAGAAAGGGGAGCUGCGGGAGCUGGUGCCCCUGCUGGAGCCACUGACCAAGCAGAAGACGGCCGUCACCCAGCUGGCCAAGCAGGCCAUCAAGGACCUGGAGGAGCUCACCAGCCUGCUCAGGAAACUGGCCGUCAAGGUGCAGGUGAUGGUGAAUCUGGGGCUGGUGUAUAAGAUCCAGCACCACAGAGGCAUCAUCUUCCAGUUCGUGGCCUUCGUCAGGAAGCGCAGGCGCACCGUGCCUGACAUCCUCGCAGCCGGGGGGCGCUACGACCAUCUGAUUUCGGAGUUUCGUGGCCCCGUGGGUCCGGGACCGGCGCCCUCAGCCGUGGGGGCCAGUGUGGCGCUAGAGAAGAUCUGCACCGCCGUAGCCUCCAUGGAGGAACCGCCGGUGGUGAGUUCGUGUGAUGUGUUGGUGGUUCCGGUGGGCCACAGUUCCAUGGCGAGGGCCAUCAACGUCACCCAGAAGCUGUGGACGGCCGGGGUGUCAGCCGACGUGGUCUACGACAUCUCACAGUCUCAGGAGGCUCUGUUGGAGCACUGCAGGCAGGCUGGCAUGUCCUUCAUGGUGAUGGUCUCUGACAAGGAGGGCAACUACUGCAAGGUGAAGUCCUUUGAGAAGGACCGUCAGUCGGAGAAGAGGAUUCCUGAGUCGGAGCUGGUGGAUCACAUUGUGCAAAAGUGCCGGACCAAACUCUCUGAGGAGAGAAACAGAGAUGCAUCCGAUAGUGUUUCACUCCAGAACCCAAAGGGAUCACUGCAGACUAGCUCAGGGUCAUCAGAGCAGCACGGGAGUAGCUCUGGAAGCAGCCUGAAUGUGAACCUCGUCACCCCAGAGAAACUCUCAGCCAGCAUACGGAGACGCUACGAGACCACGAUACAAACCAGAUUGCAGAACUUUGGUAGCAGUUUGCAGAACAAGGCCAAUGACAUCGAAGUCCUGGCGGUUGACUUGGCGAAGGAAACCCUCAUCAAUUUCCUGUCUCUGGAGUUUGAAGGUGAGGAGCAGUUCAACAACAGUGUGAAACAUCUCCUCUCCAGGCUCCCCAAGCAGCAGCGCUACCUCAAGUCCAUCUGCGAGGAGAUCCACCGCUUCAAGAUGGUCAAGAAGGUGACGGUGGUGGUGCUGUACAGCUACAGAGAUGACUACCACAAGGUCCUGCUCUGAGCCAGCACUGCAGCCCCAUUAGAAACCUCUCUUCUCUUCCUUCCUCAACCAAAGGGGAACUCACUGCCCUGUGUUUGCCCUUUCACAAUGACGGUUAUCACCUCUGGGUGAUUGUUUAGUUUGUUCUUUUGGGGCAUUUUUUUGCCUUUAUUAUUGGGACUGGAUGUGUCGAUAAAGACUGGACAUGAGUGGUAAGAGAGAGAGACUGGGUCGGUAUUGGGACAUGACUCAAGCUGGACUCGGGACUCGAACCUCAGUCCUUAUGGGUGUGCAAGCCCAUUCAUGGACAUUCAUGUGCCCACUGCCCACAGUACCUCCUGGGCUACCCCCCUCUUGAAGAAUUGAAACCUCCUCACCACCCCCUGUUUCCUCUUUCAACACCUAAGGUAUCCCUCCUUGAAAAAUUCAAUCUUCCUCAAAACUGCAGUCCUACCCUGUUUGAAUGAGUUGGAUCCUCCUCACUGCCUUGUUUCCCUCCCCUUCCAACGACGACGGUUAUCUCCCUCUUGAAGAAUUCAAUCCUCCCGUUUGUAGGAGGACUAUUUUUGGUACAUUGACUUCUUAAGUGACUGAUUGACUUCUUAACUGACUGAAUAAAAGAGACUGUGAGUGACAGCAGGUAUCCGUAGCUGUCCCUGAGCACAGUACCAAUGUGAGUGAUGCAAUGCCAAAGACACAACAGCACAAGAGAAGAGUGUCAUAGAGGAGAAUGAAGGUGAAUCAUGAAGGUGAAAAGCAGUGGUUACAAUCACACGCGCGCGCACACACACACACACACACGUACACACACAC
Messenger RNA from Engraulis encrasicolus (European anchovy), 6085 nucleotides. RefSeq names its product eukaryotic translation initiation factor 2 alpha kinase 4 (gene eif2ak4). Lineage: Eukaryota; Metazoa; Chordata; Actinopteri; Clupeiformes; Engraulidae. Gene Ontology annotation, cellular component: cytoplasm; nucleus; cytosol. The record is from RefSeq and is a predicted model, not a curated record. Gene Ontology annotation, molecular function: eukaryotic translation initiation factor 2alpha kinase activity; protein binding; ATP binding. The transcript has 41 exons. Gene Ontology annotation, biological process: DNA damage checkpoint signaling; negative regulation of cytoplasmic translational initiation in response to stress; regulation of translational initiation by eIF2 alpha phosphorylation. The coding region runs from base 227 to 5293 and encodes 1688 amino acids.